Molecule: messenger RNA, 9722 nt
Organism: Dromiciops gliroides (monito del monte)
Lineage: Eukaryota; Metazoa; Chordata; Mammalia; Microbiotheria; Microbiotheriidae
Gene: TRIM23
Product: tripartite motif containing 23
Exons: 11
Coding region: 114-1901 (595 amino acids)
Biological process (GO): intracellular protein transport; vesicle-mediated transport
Cellular component (GO): cytoplasm; plasma membrane; lysosomal membrane
Molecular function (GO): GTPase activity; GTP binding; zinc ion binding
Source: RefSeq, a predicted model, not a curated record
CACAACGCCCCUGUGUGUCGUUCCCCCGCCACGGCGGGCUGGGCGGAGCUGCCCCUUCUCGGUCCUCUCCUCCCUCGCCUCUCGUGGCCGCCUCAUUGCGCCUGUGCAGCCCGAUGCGUAAGUGGAGGCGGAUCUUUUCCCGCCCCUCCGUUGGCUGCGGCAGCGGCGCUGCUGCGAUGGCGGCCCUGGUUGUAAACAAGCCCGGAGCCGGCAUCGAGAGCAGCAAGCACGGCGCCCGGGGCCCCACCGCCGUGAAGGUUCUAGAAUGUGGAGUUUGUGAAGAUGUGUUUUCCUUGCAAGGAGACAAAGUUCCACGCCUGCUUUUGUGUGGCCACACUGUCUGUCAUGACUGUCUUACACGCCUUCCCCUCCAUGGAAGAGCAAUUCGCUGCCCAUUUGAUCGACAAGUAACUGAGCUAGGAGAUUCAGGUGUCUGGGGAUUGAAAAAGAAUUUUGCAUUGUUGGAGCUUUUGGAACGACUACAGAAUGGCCCUAUUGGUCAAUAUGGAACAACAGAAGAAUCAGUUGGAUUAUCUGGAGAGAGCAUCAUACGCUGCGAUGAAGAUGAAGCCCAUGUUGCAUCAGUGUAUUGCACUGUUUGUGCUACUCACUUGUGUUCAGAGUGUUCCCAGCUUACCCAUUCCACAAAGACCCUCGCAAAGCACAGGCGUGUGCCUCUGGCUGAUAAGCCUCAUGAGAAGACCAUGUGCUCCCAGCACCAGGUGCACGCCAUAGAGUUUGUUUGCUUAGAAGAAGCUUGCCAGGCUAGCCCUCUUAUGUGCUGUGUUUGCAAAGAAUAUGGAAAACAUCAGGGUCAUAAGCAUUCUGUAUUGGAACCAGAAGCAAACCAGAUCCGGGCAUCGAUUUUAGACAUGGCUCACUGCAUACGAACUUUUACUGAAGAAAUUUCAGAUUAUUCCAGAAAAUUAGUUGGAAUUGUUCAGCACAUAGAAGGGGGAGAACAAAUUGUGGAAGAUGGAAUUGGAAUGGCCCACACAGAACAUGUACCUGGUACUGCAGAGAAUGCUCGAUCCUGUGUCCGAGCCUAUUUUUCUGAUUUACACGAAACUCUGUGUCGUCAGGAAGAAAUGGCACUGAGUGUUGUUGAUGCACAUGUUCGAGAGAAACUGAUUUGGCUGAGGCAGCAGCAAGAGGACAUGACUAUAUUGUUGUCACAGGUUUCAACAGCCUGUCUCCACUGUGAAAAGACUUUGCAACAGGAUGACUGCAGAGUGGUUUUGGCAAAACAAGAGAUUACCAGGUUACUUGAAACGUUACAGAAACAGCAACAGCAAUUUACCGAACUUGCAGACCAUAUCCAACUGGAUGCUAGUAUUCCUGUCACUUUUACAAAGGAUAAUAGAGUCCACAUUGGACCUAAAAUGGAGAUCCGGGUUGUCACUCUAGGAUUGGAUGGUGCUGGAAAAACUACCAUUUUAUUUAAAUUAAAACAAGAUGAAUUCAUGCAGCCGAUCCCAACAAUUGGUUUUAAUGUGGAAACUGUAGAAUAUAAGAACCUAAAAUUUACUAUUUGGGAUGUAGGAGGUAAACACAAGUUAAGGCCAUUAUGGAAGCAUUAUUACCUCAAUACACAAGCUGUUGUAUUUGUCAUUGAUAGUAGCCACAGGGACAGAAUAAGUGAAGCACACAGUGAACUUGCAAAGUUAUUAACGGAAAAAGAGCUGAGAGAUGCUUUGCUGCUGAUAUUUGCAAAUAAACAGGAUGUUGCAGGAGCACUUUCAGUAGAAGAAAUAACAGAACUUCUUAGUCUACAUAAACUCUGCUGUGGUCGAAGCUGGUAUAUUCAGGGUUGUGAUGCACGAAGCGGGAUGGGACUGUAUGAAGGACUGGACUGGCUUUCAAGGCAACUUGUGGCUGCAGGUGUACUGGAUGUGGCUUAAAUUUACAUAUAGCCAUUGCUUAAAGUUUGUGGUUAACUGUUAUUUGCACAUGACAGAUUGGAAGAAAUUCUGCAUUUCAAAGAUGACAGUUAAAUCUAGGAUUGUGUUUACAGAACAAAAUGUUUGUAUCUUCCACUGGGAAUUCAAUUCUUUUUUUAUACUCUUGAGAGUAAACUAAAAUGUUUUCCCUAGUAGAUUAAUUUGGUUAUAAGCGUACCUUGAAUUCACAUCCUUUUAGGUGAAUUUGGACAUUUGAGUUUUCAGUGCAUUCGUUACUAGUAUGUUGGAACAAAAAGGAGGAAUGUUAAAUUCCACAUUAGAUUUUUACUGUCCUGUUUUUACAUUGAACAUUAGUCAUGCAAUUAGGAAAGUGCAGCUCUUCCUGUAAAAUUGCUUUUUCAGUUAAUUUUCAUACUAUUUCACUCCUGAAAAGAGGAAUGACUUAAUGAGACCUAGAGCAAACUACCUUCCACUGAAAUAAGGCUCUUCAACUUGACUUUUUUAUGUUCAGUGAAACUAAAAACCUUUAACUCUAAAAAUUAAACUCUAAAAUUAUAAAACUAUUUUAUACUUAUUUCUUUAUUAAAAACCUAAGCUAAAGUAUAAUACUUUAUAUUAUAAUACAAUGAAACUUAAUAAAAUUUUAUCUGCGUAGUCUGUAGACCAGGACUGGUUUUAUUAUACAGGCAAAAUGAACACUUGUUUAGGUUACAGUAUGUACGUAUAAUAAGCUGUGAAGGUCAGAUGAUUUCCAGUUCAUCUGUGAUUACGAAAGAUCCAUUGUCAAGCCUGAACCUAGGAAUCUGUUUGCUGCUUUCUGGGUCAGAGUCCCAUAUCGGUGGUCCUUUCUGUUUUCAAUAUCCCAUAAGCCAUUAGUGGUUUCAUAAAAUACAAUUUUGCAUCUCUGAUGUAGCUGCUUUUUGUCACGACUAUAUUUAAAAAUGGAGCAAAUUUACUGAAACUAGAAUUGGAACCAGAAAAUUUAGGAAUUCAAUUAGGAAAAAGCCUUUUACAGUAUGGGAAAUUGCUCAAAUUACAAAACAUGUAUGUUUAAGCAAAUUUUUUUUGGUAUGAGUAGAUUUCUUUUAACAUUGUAUGAUAAGGUCAACUCUUGUUUAUUUAACAAUAAAGGCCUUGAAAAUUUAACGUGUUGGGGAUGUUGCAUGUAGAAAAUGCAAAGAAGAAAAAUAUAAAGGUAAAAUGUUCAUAUAUAAUUUGAUCAUGCAAUGUUUUGAGCCAAAGGUUAAAAAAAUUUGUGGAUUUUUCUUUGCUUCAGUUUUUCAUAUUUUAAGGUUAUUAUCUUAUUAUGCAAGCAUGAUUCAUUAUGUAAAAGAUAUAUGUGGAUCGAUAUGUCAUUGCAUCAGUUAUUUUGAACAUCUGUAGCCCUGCCUGUUUUUUUUAGGAUGAGGUUUUAUUUUUAUUCCAACCAAUAUGUUCAGUGCAAUUCUCAUGAAUAGGAAUUGCAAGUGAAUGACUUAAGGACAAAAUGGUGACCUUUAAGUAGCAAUUUGUUUUUUCCCUUUAUUGAUGUAAAAUGUAUUUUUAUUUGCAUAAAAAAGGAAGUUUUUUUAUUAUUUAAAGAAACAAACCAUUCAAAAAAGGCUUUUAAGGGCUUCUGGAAAUGUGUAAAUAAUAUUUAAUCAUAUUUCAUCUUUUACUUUGUCAGGCUAAAGUAAAUGCUCUGCUAUAAGUGUAGUGUGUGUGUGCAUAAAAGUAUUAUUAUGAAAUAUAAAUUAUUUAAUAUUUGACUGAUUCCAGUAACUUUGAAAAUACUACAUUUGCCUGUGAGCUUUUGAACUGUUUUCUCUAUUAGAUACUCUAUUCACUUUCUUUGUAUAAUUAUUAUUCUCUAUGAACUGCUUUACUUGUAUAUUAUAUUUGUUUGACCAAUUUUAACUUAGUAAUUCAUAGUCCUAGAAUCUUACUGAAUAUAGUCUGAUAUGGAAUGUGUUUCUCUUAUGCUUAAACAGAUUCCAGUCUAUGUUUUGAGAGUGUUGGGGGGCUUGGGGUUUGUAUUUCAAAGAUAUAUUUUAAUCUUCAUUUUAUCAUAAUUAUUGGUAAUCUUUUGGCAAAUAUAGUCUAGUUAUUUUUCACUGACUAAACAAUUUGCACUACUAAAUAUUUUGGCUUAAAAAAAAUUACCCGUGUUGUCAGUUAUGAGGUAAACUAUUAUAGUUUGGCAAGCCAGGUAAAUGUAAUAUUUAAGAGUCAGAGAAUAGUUGAAAUUUUUUGUUUAGUUUUGGUUAGGGACUUAGAUCAUAGAUUCAGAAAAUUCCCAUGGCUAAAAAUUAUUUACUCCAAACUCAUAUUCUACAGAUAAAACUAAAACAUUACUUGCUGAAGAUUAUGUUUGUAGAGCUGUGAGUAAAACCGAGGUAGCCACCUUGACUCUUUCCUUUCCUUCCCUUCCUUCUCUCCUUUUUUCCUUCCCUUUCCUUUUUAUCAUUACAUCAUGGAUUGACAACUGGAAGGAACUGCAGAGAAUAUCUAGUCCAAUCCCUUCAUUUUCCAGAUAAGGAAAUUGAAGUCCAGAGGGGUUCAGUGACUUGCCUCACAUCACACAGAGAGGAAUUUGCAGAGCUGGGACUCUAAACCCAAGUACAAUACUCUUUAAAAGACAUACUGCCUCUCUUCAAUAGUUAAUAUUUUUAAUGUCUAUUCAAUUUGAAAGCAAUUAAUUUCCCACUUAUUUCCUGAAACAUUUUCAUUGAGUAGUUGUAUCCUGUGAAACUUUCAAAAGUAGACAAUUAAUUAAUAUUCAAUAUUGUGGAGGGGUGGAAAAUGAAAUUUCAUGGGUGCCCUUACCUCCAGACUCCAAAUUUCUAAAAAUGAUACUUCACCAAGUGCAAGAAAGCUUUGACUAUGUUUGAUUUUUUUUUUCCUACUAGGGAUAUUAUUUUACAUAUUUCCCACUGACUUUUCUUAAAGUGAAACAUUACAGUACAAGCCUGUAAGUUGUAAUUUUAAAGUCAUUUAAUAUAAUUGUUUAUUUUAAAAAAGAACAUUGGAAAAAAUAGUAGGCUACAGGUAAGUUGCUGGUCUGUAUAUACAAGCCUAGAGACUUGGAUUUUAGUCCUGGGCUUGCCAAUAAUUAGCUGUGUAAAUUUAAGCAGAGCAUGCAACCUCUCUGGGCCUCAAGACCCCCUCAUAACAUAAAAUAUGGGGUUUAACUAGAGGAUCUCCAUGUUGCCUUAUAGCUCUAGCAGUUUAUGAUCUAAGUGAUCUCUUAUUCUCCUUUAUAUGAUUAAUAUAUGUGUAUGUAUGUAUGGAUGGAUAUAUAUAUAUGUGUGUGUGUGUAUACAUAUAUAUAUAUAUAUAUAUACAUAUGUAUAUAUAAGCUUUGUAUAUCUUUGUAUAUCUUAUGGUCUUUAAUAUAUGUGAAGUGUUGCUGUCAAGUAGACUAGGAGUAAAGAGAAAUUUUCUUUCAAAUUCAUUCAUCAUAGUGGGAAAAAUAAUUCUCAAUCUUCACUGUGAAAGGCAUAAAAGAUAUAGGGCUAUUCUCAGAGACCCAGAAGAUAACUUCAGGGCUUGCCUGUGAAACAUAAUGAGCGGUCUUUCCAUCAUUUUGUGAGUUGGGGCACUAAGAUUUUAACACAGGUUAUAGGUAAGAAACUGGUCUUCAUAUGCUCCUUCCACACAGAUAAAAUCACAAGUCCAGCCUUGCCUUCUGUCCCACAAAUCAGCACAUGCUUAUUAAAUAAUCUAGAUUUUUCACAAGUUGAAGGACUUCUGUUCCUCAAGCACAUAUUGACUUAGGAAUUCAUUUUGUUAUGCAUUUCCCAAUUAAAUCUGGUUCAGGCAACACUUGGGGGAAUACGGAGAGCAUUUGACACCUCUGCCGUAGAAGACCAGUUUGAAUACAGGGUCAUUGUAUAUGUUUUUAGUGUCAUCAAGCUAAGUUAUAAAUAUGUAACACACAUAUCUACAUCUGCAGUAGACCAGUGUAUUUAUAUUAACUAUUAUAAGAUACUAAAAAUGGAUUUCUUAUGUGUUUGAUGCUGUCAGUAAAAACAAUAUUACACAAUAGCUUUUUUUUUUUUAAUUUUAUUAUUUUUUUUGCAGGGCAAUGGGGGUUAAGUGACUUGCCCAGGGUCACACAGCUAGUAAGUGUUAAGUAUCUGAGGCCGGAUUUGAACUCAGGUACUCCUGAAUCCAGGGCCGGUGCUUUAACCACUGUGCCACAAUAGCUUUUUAAUAUAUUUGGUUAUAAGCAUAUUUUAAAUCAUCCUUACCUAUACUUAUCUUUGUGUACAUUUUACUAUAAUAGUGACAGUAAGCCUUGUGGUUCAGUCGAAGAGCCCUAGCUUUAGUGUCAAAUUGGUUCAAAUUCAACCUCUAUCAAUUUAUACCCAUGAUCAUGGGGAAGUCAUUUAACCUCUUGGGGCGUGUUUUUAAAUCUCUAACAUGAAGAGGUUGAACUAGACAGCUUCUAAAGUCCUUUCUAAUUCUUGAGCUCUGAUCCCAAGUGGCGAAAUAGCUUUUUCUUUUUUAUUAGGAUUUAUUCUAAAACUAAUAAUAAAUAGAUACAUUACAGAUAACAGCAAUAAAACAGUUAUAUUAUAGAAAUUGGAAAUCAGCUAAAACUUGACUAUUUUACUUAACAUAAUAGAACAGACAACCUCAGAAUUUACAUUCUGUACAGUAUGGCUGAUACUAUAGUACGUUGAGCUGUUUCUUAUCAGUCAUCAAGUGGAAGUCGUUACUAUACCUUUCAAGUUUUAGGUUUUUAUCUCAAUGGCUGAAUGUGCUACCAGAACAACUUAAAAUUCUGGCCACCUAUUCAAUUGGUGUUAAUUUAAGUGUGGGUUGGCCAGGAUGUAUUUAAGAUCAUUGUCAUGGAAAAUUUACCUAAGUUUUCUAAGUUUACUAUGUUUCCUUAAUGGAUUAGCCUGCCAAACACCAUAGCUAACAACUAUGUAGAAGUGUAGUGGUUUGUGCUGUAGGUUAUAUAAAAUUACUAGUAUUAAAGGAGAAUAUUGAUAUAAGUGCUUUAUGAUGUGACAAGAAAAUUAAAAUGAAUGACUCCUUAAUGAAAAUACUAAGUGUACACUUGGAGCUUUGCAAUAAGACAAAAUUCUUUGUGGAACACAGGUAAAACAAACUUAAGGAAAAGCAGAAGCGGCUUUCAAUAAACCAGUGUUUAAUUUGUUCAAAAUUCUGGUUUAAAAGAUUCUCUUCUGAUAAAAAUCCAAAUUCUUUUAGAAAACAAUUACAAACUGAAAAGAAGUUGGGGAGCUUACGUUACUUGGGCUUUGCUAAGAAAAAUACUAAUGUAGGUAAAAGCAAGGAUGCAUUGGAUGUGAGAAUGACAAUAAUAGAUGGAAAAUAUAGCAUAUGCAGAUUUGCUUUCUCCUGCACUUAUUCUAUGGAAAGUCAAAAUGUGAAUGAAAUAGAAAAAGAGACAGGGGUGUUCUCCAUGCUUUCAAAAGCAAGAAAGUAAAAGAACUAAAGGUUUCCUUUCAAGCUUUAAGGAAAUAAAAUAAUGAAAGAUUGGGAAGUUUUAAUGAGAAAGAUACCAAAUUGGAUCAUUUUGCUAAUUAUUAGUAUGGUAUUUAUGCUCAUGCUUGUCUGUUUGAAUAGUUAUAUUUUCAUGAAGUGAAAAAUUCAGUGAAUUUAUAUCAUAGGCAAAAAAGUAUAUUUUGGCACUAUAUUGUCCUCCUGUAGCAGUAUUUCAGAAUUCCAAGUCAGAUUAGUCAUAAAGCUCAAAGAACUAGUAGUCCUUAAGGGAUGAGGUAACCCAACCACCCCAUUUUACCUAUAAGGAAGUUGAAGCCCAGUGACUUUCCCAGGGUCACACAGUAAGAGACAACAGGCAAGAUCUGGAUCCAGAUUGUAUAACCAGUUUUUGGGUUUUUUCCCCCCACUGUAUCAUUGUAAUCUGAGGAAUGAAUAGGAUCAUAGGAUCUGGAAGGGAACUUUGAGAUCAUUUGUUACAGUAUGUCAUGGGGGGGGGUGGCAGUGUGACAUUAUUCUUGGAUGAAAUGAAGACUCUAGUGGUUAAAUAACUUGACUAUGAUACAGACAGAGUAGCCACAGGCCUCAUUGCUGAAGUACACGUAGUAACCCUCAGAACAUGCUUAUUAAAUAUUUACUAUAUUUUAAGAUCUUGUGCUAGAUGUGUAAAUCUGUCAUGUACACACAUAAGAGUUAAACAUAGGUAAAGGAGAGCACCAAAGUGUUCAAAGGAAAACGUGAGGAGAGAAUGCUUAAGGAAUGAGGGAAUGUUCAUUGUGGGGGGAGUUCCUGAGCUCAUCCUUAAAGGAAGUGAAAGAUUUCUACACACUGCAAUGAGGGGUGUAUUCCAGGGAUGGGGAACAACCUUCAUGAACUCAAGGAGAGAGGAAGCAGGAUGGGAAAGAGAACUGCUAAUUGUCCAGUUUAGCUGCUGGAAUGGUAAAUUGGAACCAGAUGUUCAAGGGCCUUAAAUGCCAAAUAGGGGAGGUCCCACUUUCUAGUCAAUAAAUAAGUAGCCACUGAAAGUUUCUGGAGCAGAAUGCUAUGGUUAGACCUGUGCACUACAAAGGAAACAUACCUUUUGGGACAUGCAUGGCUGAUGGAGGAAGUUUUGCUUAACUAUUGCAGUCAUCUGUGAAGGAUAGACUGGAAGAGGGGAAAGAGACCAGAGGCAGGGAAACCAGUAAUGAGGCUGUUACACAGAAAUAGUCACACAGGUAAGAGUUAAUGAUUCCACAAACUAGGGUGGUGGCAGUGUAGUAGAGAAAAGGUGAGAGGAAAUAUAGUGAAGGUACAGCUGACAGGCUUGGAACCAAAGGUAUAUUGAGGGAUUAAUCGAACAGAUUUUAAGGUUAUUUGUAGAAUGACACCCAUUUGAAUAUAUAAUUUUGGUAGUUAAGUCUUGUUUCAAAUCCAUGUUUUAUAUUAUGACUUAUACUGUGUUAUUACCCUUGAUAAUAAUGAAAGUUAUCAAGCAAUAAAUCAGAUUUUACAAAUCCACAUAAAGCUUGAUGUAAACACAGCUUGUUAUAAUAUUCAAUUUACUGUAAUAUGGGUCUCUGGACUUUAUCAAAGUGAUGUUUUCAUACAGAUCCCAAAAUAACAAAUGUGAAAUGUUACAGAAUGAAAAAAAUCUCUUGAAAUGGGCUUCAUUAUCUGUUUUUAGGGACUAAUAGCAGUUGGUCACACAGAUACACAUUAGGGACCUACUGUGUGUCAGUGUGCUAAAAGUUGGGGAAACAGGUAAAAGGACAAGUUUCAGCCCUCAGGGAGCUCACAAUCUAAUGGGCAAGAUAGCAAGCAAACGUGUAUAAGCAGGCUGGCCACAUGCAGAACAGGAAAUAAUUAUGAGAAGGAAGGCACUAGAAUUAAGAGGGGUUGGGGAAGGAUUUCUGUGGAAGAUGGGAUUUUAGUUAGUACUUAAAGCCAGGAAGAUCAGUAGUAAGAACAGUGGAGGGAGAACAUGACAGUCAAGGGUGACGGGCAAAGAAAAUGCCUGAAGAUGAGAUGGAGUGUCUUGUUUGUGGAUCAGCAAGGCCAGUGUCACUGGAUUGAAGGGUAUGUGGUGGAGAGUAAGGUAUAAGAAGAUUAGAAAGGUAGGAUGGGUCUGGGUUAUGAAGGGCUUUGAAUUUGAUUCUGAAAGCAAUAGGGAGUCACUGGACUUUAUUGAGUGAGGGGGGGCGGGGCAAGGCGCCCUGGUCACACCUUUCUUUGCUUUUAGGAAAAUCAGUGGACUAGAGGAUGUGUAAGAGUGGGGCAGACAUUUGAGGCAGACAGACCCACCAGUCCAGGUAUGAGGUGAUGAGGGCCUGCCUGUAUCACAAAGAGGUAUCUACAAAAGCAAGUGCAGAAGUGAAAUCACUUUGG